Molecule: messenger RNA, 2639 nt
Organism: Limanda limanda (common dab)
Lineage: Eukaryota; Metazoa; Chordata; Actinopteri; Pleuronectiformes; Pleuronectidae
Gene: tmem110l
Product: transmembrane protein 110, like
Exons: 8
Coding region: 420-1160 (246 amino acids)
Cellular component (GO): membrane
Source: RefSeq, a predicted model, not a curated record
CAGUCGCAGUCCAAACAGCUGUGACCACGGCACCGGUGAACGCCACGUCACAGCCGGCGCCCGCACCAGGCGUCUGUCGGCUGAGGACGCUCGUCCUCGAGGCCGCGUCCUUCUUCCCACACUCGCACAAUCCAGAUAGAGGCUGAACACCCAGUGUCGCUGCCGCCGUCUGUCGACCUUCACACCUUCAGACUUUCCAUUGAGAGUUUGAAAAGAGGGAAACAUUUAAUAGAAUAUAAGUAAACAAUCAAUUCAAUCUAGAAAAAAGAGUUGCCCGUGUAAAGCACGUCUAUAGGACACGUCUCCAUCCUGUUCUCACAUGCAAGGUCACAUUCUCCGGCCCUGAGAGAUGGUGAGAUAGAGGAACAGUGGGCGUCUGUUCACCGUAAGCCCGGGGGCGGGGGGUCGUGGAAACAAGGAUGAUACGUAAUGUGAAGAGAUUCCACGAGCCUGUUGGGAUCAGACGACCGUGGAGGAUCUGGUUUUACGACACAUCCAAACAGGCCAUCGGCGCCCUCUUCAUCCACUUUGCCAACGUCUUCCUCUCCACGCUCACCGAAGAGGACCCCUGCUCGCUGUAUCUGAUGAACUUCCUGCUCGACGCCACGCUAGGGAUGCUGGUCAUCUGGCUCGCCAUCAAGUGCGUGUCCAAGCUGGUGGAGUACAAGCAGUGGACGCUGCUGAUGUUCGGGGAGUACGGCGACCCUCCUCAGGCGGCGGCGUGGCUCGGUCAGUGUGGCGUCUACCUGCUCAUCAUGGUUCUGGAGAAAGGUGCGAUCAGCCUGGUGCUGCUCGUCCCCGGAUGGUCCAAGUUGCAGGAGGUGUUGCUGGGCUACAUUGCUAACCCUCAGCUGGAGCUGGUGCUGGUCAUGCUCAUCGUGCCCUUCAUCGUCAACUCCAUCAUGUUCUGGGUGGUGGACAGCCUGAUGAUGAGGAAGUACAAGACGAUGAAGGGCCUGGACGACUCCUGCGACAGCUCGGUGCAGAAGGCCGACUCGCCGCCGGGGGUGGACGGCGAGGAGUCACGGGUGCUGCUGACCGAGACGGACACGGAUGAGACAUCGUCGGAGGAGGAAGAGGAGGAGCCCGGUGAUGAGGGCCCAGUCCCCAGUGUGCAUUAUUCAGGGGGACCAAUAAGACCCAGCUGGGUGCUGGUGUAAAACCAGGUGACGUCCGACUCAUCCAUCCACUGUCCACUCACACUUAGGAGCCCAAAUAAAAAGUCUAAAUAUCAGCAACUAAAGGUCGUAUAACGUGCGAAUGUGAACACUGCAGCUGCCUUCUUCUUCUGCACUAAAGGUGUGAAUCGUUACAGGUGGAGCCCGGCUCUGUAGAUGCAUGAACAUCAAACUGCAUUCUGGGAUUUUUAAAAAGCUCUUUAUCCUCUCACCGUGCUGCCUCCGCUCAGCUGCAGCGCGGCUUCAGAGCGUGACCACAUCUGAACAUGUGAGGAGAGAUUAUCCAGCCGCAGCCGCAGGGCAAAGCAAACGUGGAAGUCAAAUGAAUCCGUCCUUCUUUUCCACAACGGGGACUUUUUUAAGUGAAGUAUCUUUUCCAUAUAUAUCAAAAAGUGCUUUAAAGCUUUACUCAAUCAAAUAUAAUCACUCAAAUCUGCCUUUUAUUAACGAAGGUGUAAUUUAUAGUCACGGUUUUACUCCUUUGCUGCUUUUAAAGAUAAGAGAUGUGGGAAAGUGUUCAGUGGUGGAGAAAAGGACCAAGUCACAGUUUUAUUUUGAGUCUGUGUGACAAUUAAUUAAUGACAAAAUAUACAUGAAUCAAAACCAAAGGAACCAUUAAAGAAAAUAUGAGAUUAGCAAAGAUUUUGAGAAAAAUAUGUCACUUAUAUUAAGUCUAAAAUUAAGAGACAAAUGAGUAUUUAAACAUUUUGAUAUAAAUGAGAGAAUCGAAACAACUCUUGUGUCAGUCUGUUAAAUACGUAGCGGGUUAGCUUAGCUUAGCAUAAAGACUGUAAAUUGGUGUGGCUCCGUCCAUAAACCAGUUAUCAUACAGAUGUGAGUAAAAUGGUGUUAAUCUCCUCAAAAAUACAUAUUUUACAAAAUGGGAAACGAUUCUUCUAAAGACGUUUCCUUCAUUUUGUCAAUAUUAAAACACAAAAGUUAUUCUAAAAUGAUACAGAACUGUCCCUAAUGAAAUGUUCUACUCCCUCGUGGGAGUUCUCUCUGUGGGAGGACGCAGCAGCUGUUUGCAACUCGUGGCACAUGUCUUUAUUUAUUCUGUUUAUAUUUUAUAUAAGUAUUUGACUUUAUAUAUAUUGUGCUCUGAUCUGUGGUGACAGUGGAAUAGAAUGAUUUUUUUUUAGUGUGUGUGAUGUAAACGGGAGAAAUUUCCGAGUCGUCGCCAAACUACAGUUUUAAAUUCCGACUGAAUCGAAGCAAGUGACUUUUGUAUAUUAAUCAUCGUCAUGUCAGUUUACUUGUUUACAUUUAUAGAUUUCACAUAUUCCGUAUAUUCUGUCUUGAUUUAUUUUGUAUUCCAACGUAGCUUUCUGUAUUUUUAUUUUUUUUUAAAUAAAUGAAAUGACGCACACAGCACGUCCCUUAAGUGUCGUCAUCGGGUCGAACCACGGUGCUUCUGUAUGUCUUAAAUCUGUACGAUGAAUAAAAUGGCUGACACACAAA